This is a messenger RNA of Ceratitis capitata (Mediterranean fruit fly), 3057 nucleotides long. Its product is annotated as zinc finger protein GLIS2 homolog. Gene Ontology annotation, biological process: smoothened signaling pathway; regulation of transcription by RNA polymerase II. The record is from RefSeq and is a predicted model, not a curated record. Lineage: Eukaryota; Metazoa; Arthropoda; Insecta; Diptera; Tephritidae. The transcript is spliced from 2 exons. Bases 1508 to 2941 code for a protein of 477 amino acids. Gene Ontology annotation, cellular component: nucleus. Gene Ontology annotation, molecular function: RNA polymerase II cis-regulatory region sequence-specific DNA binding; DNA-binding transcription factor activity, RNA polymerase II-specific.
AUUAGGUGAGCGCGUCUGCUCGUGUUUCUCCCGCGACGCACAAAAAGACACACACAUACAACACUACCAGAAUGCGCCAAGCAAUACUCUUAUCAAUAAACAAGUGGGUGACAUACAAGACUGCGAAUGGAAUUGGUAUAGUGGCGCGAGUGCGGGCGCGGUCGGGAAAAAAGCGAUUAAUGCCAAUUUUUAUAACCGAUAUUUAUUUCUCAUGUUAUAGACCGUCUGGGUGGUUAAUAGACUAAUGAGUUGUGUUGUUGUUGUUGUUAUGCGUCUAGUUUUCGGUACACGUCGCGCCGCGACUAGUGGAAAAUUGUGGACAUUUCAACGUGUUAUCAGAGAUCAGCAGACGCCAAGCAAAGCGAUAAAUUAGCACUCGCAACACGUUAUUACGCACACCGUGCUUGCGUUUAGGCUUCCUGAUUUCUUUUAGCGCUAAGGAGAAACAUGAGCUUUGUUUAGAAAUAUGCUAGAACAGACAGUAUUUAAAUACGUAUGUAUGUAUAUAUGUACAUACAUAUGUAUAUCAAUGUAAGAACCCGCCUCGCUCAUUUCUUCUACUCGCACACACCUACAUACAUUAAUAUGUCCGAAGAGCCCCUCAGCGUUCAAUCCCGCCAGUCACAAAGUCCGCCGCGCAGCUUCAAAUCAAGUUUAAACCAGUCCAGAGGACCCCAAGCGAGAGCGGCGCUAACAAUUACCAGACAACAGUAACAACAACAACAACAACAACAACAACAACAACAACAACAACAACGUCAACACCGUCAAUGACAAUGAUGCUUACUUAUUUACACUUGACCUCACGUAGCGCGAUAACAGCGUCGCUCCGCAGCGCCGAGAGCACAUGCGUAAUCAAAUAUGUAUGUACUACAUACACGUUGGCUCAGCCAAAUUUGGGUUUUAUUGUACACUAGCAACCGUUGGCGGCUAGAUAAGCGCACCCCACGAUUCGAUGCGUGUGCAGGUGAAUUGAUUUUGAAUGAAAUUCAUUGGUUAGUGCGUGAAAUCGAUUGCUCUCUUCAUUAGUUUACUGUUAUUACAAGCAAAAAAAAAAAAAAGGGUGCAAAAAAAAUAGUUUUUUUUCGCAUUUAAAAAUAGCCACUCACUCCACCCUAUCGACGGUGCAUGCCUGAUAGCAUUGUGUGUGUACAUCGAUGGGUACCUGCCGCGCACCCCCGCUUGCCUGUCUACACGAAAGCCCACUACCACGUCGAUGCCGCUCUAUAACUACUCGUUCCGUAUGUAGAAGGUGGCUGAUAAGAUGUAGACUUCUUAUCGCACACGCUUAUGCUUUUUUUUGUACCCAUAUAUGAGCGUGUUCGCUAGCAAACGCACUCAGUUGUCGUGAGAUCGUCUUAGCCAACGGUUCUAGAAGCAAAAAAAAAAAAAAACAAAACAAGACAAUUGAAAUUAAAGAAAAAAGAGAUUCCAAAAUCGCCAAAAACUAGUUACUAAUUCCAACUAAUAUAAAAAAAAAAAAUUCCAAAACAAAAUCUGCUACGCCAUGGCAGUAAAAAAUUCUAAAUUUCUCAGCAGCAGCCUUAACUCUGCAUUUGUGCCGACAAGCGCCUACUAUCAACACUUGAGCGCCGCCUCAGCCGCUAUAGCCGCCUAUGAAGAUUGGAAUCAUCAUUUGGAUCUACUCUCAACACAGCUAACUCAAACAUCGCCAAAACAACACUUCGAUGAGACGCUACAAAUGCACCACUUGAGGUUCCCUACACCGCCCAUCACGCCACCAUAUAAUAAGAGUGGCUAUAAGACACUGGUUGCCAGCAGUUCGCAACAGGCACUUAGCACGCGCACACAAUCGGUCAUUAUGAAAAUUGGACAAAAUCAUAAUUUGAAUACAACAAAUAUGCCAGCAAGCGUAACGGAGCCCCCAGUCGAUGAUAUGCAUGUGGAUAUAAUUGGCUUGGAUGAUACUGUGGGCAGCGCUGAUGCGCUACAACAUGAGACGACGAGCAGAAUGACGACAUCCAAUACAUCCGCGAGUAGCGCCAGCUCGACACCGAAACGCAGUGAAUAUGUUUGCGAAUGGAUUGAUUGUGGCAGAGAUCACAAUAGCCUCGAAUCACUUGCUGCCCACGUAACCAAGGUACACGCUGUUGCUUCACCCGCCGACGGUUUGUACUAUUGCCGCUGGCAGGGUUGCACGCGCAUGCGCGGUUUCUCCGCCCGUUAUAAAAUGCUCGUACAUGCACGUACCCACACCAAAGAGAAGCCCCACCAAUGUCAUCUCUGCACAAAAAGUUUUUCACGCGCAGAGAAUUUGAAAAUUCACAUACGUUCGCAUUCGGGCGAGAAACCAUACCUUUGCACCUUUGAGGGCUGCAACAAGGCAUACUCGAAUUCUUCGGAUCGUUUCAAGCACACCCGCACACAUACCAUGGACAAGCCGUAUAUGUGUAAGGUACCUGGUUGUCAAAAACGCUACACAGAUCCAUCCUCGUUGCGCAAACAUGUGAAAACGUUCAAACAUUCGAUUCAACUAAUUGGUAGCGCUGCUAUUACACCCAUACAAAAUCACAUGAUUGCCGCCGCUGAAACGGCGCAAGCACAAAUCGGACGUCACACACAUUUACCCAACAAUAUAAUUUCUUCACCGGCGCUGAAUGCUGCUAUUGUGGCCGCCGGCAAUCAUCAUGUGCAUGAUGAACAGUAUCUGAAAUGUUACAGUGACGCCGCGAUACCAGUGUGUCAGCUAUGCGUGCCACCACCGUCACAGCCUCAUUACUAUCUCAAUGCCAUGGAGGAGGAUCUCUGCAACAUAGAAGCGGCGCAACUCGAUUACUACUACGCAACAACGACGCAUUCGCCAGCGCGGAGUAGUACAGCAUCAAGCAAUUGUUGGAGUUCCAAUGCGCAAAGCGAGGAAAACGCUGGGCAGCCUAUGGAGCUUGAGAGUCCACUCGAUUUGCGAGUGAAUCGUAAGUGAAUACGGUAUAAAAUGCGUGUGUGAGGAGCGGUUAGAAGAACAGCCAAAGAAUAAUGAGAAUCAAUCAGUGCCAAUACUAGUCUAAAAAUUAAUUUAAAAAUAAUUACAUACAUAUA